GGACGUGGUUUUAUUCUGACACUUUCACCGGAAGUAAAGCUGCAAUGGAAGUGCUUUUAUUAGGAAAUUUCCACCGGCCCUAGCAGCUAACUGCCUAGCAGAAAGUAACUUCACAGUCAGCCUCGGAGGGAGCACGUUUCAUCCAAGAGAGAAGCUAGCAGCGGUGAGGAUUGUUAAACUCUUCAGAAAUAAUGUUUUGUCCAUAUUGUGGGAUAAACCUUGAGAGGGUGCUCUCCUACUGCGGCUCUUGUGGCAGAAAUAUCCAGUGUUUAACAAGUCUUCAAUCCGAAGGUCCUGAAGAAACUACCAUGGAUGAACUCAUCUACAAAUAUUUCACAGAUGGUCAUACCUCUGAUAUAAUAGUGGAUUUACUAGCAACCAAACACAACAUUUCAACUAGCCUCAGCACAGUAAAAAGAAGAUUAAGAGAAGCAGACUUAACCAAGAGGACUAACUAUACUCCAAUUAUUGCGGUUCAGGCAGCUAUUUCAGAGGAGCUUCAGGGACCUGGGAAGCUUUUAGGUUACCGAGCAAUGUGGCAGAUUUUCAAACAAAAGUACUCAUUUACAGUAAGAAGAAGUGAUGUGAUGAAGCUUAUGAGAGAACUUGACCCAUCUGGAAUAGAGGCUAGAUCUAGGAGAAGAUUUGCAAGAAGAGCAUACCAUUCAAUGGGACCAAACGAAGUCUGGCAUGUCGAUGGCUAUGACAAACUGAAACCAUUUGGAAUCGCCAUAAGUGGCUGUAUUGAUGGCUUCUCUCGAAAAAUUAUGUGGCUCACGUGUGGAAAGUCAAACAAUGAUCCUAGUGUUAUUGCUCAUAAUUAUAUCAAAUGUGUAGCUGAAUUUGGAGUUUUCCCAGCGCGCCUCCGCACAGACUGUGGGACAGAAAACGGACUGAUGGCAGCUCUUCAUUGUUCCUUAAGAUCAGAGCAAACAGAUGACUUCGCUGGAAGCAGAAGUCAUAUGUAUGGCACUUCGACAUCAAACCAGCGAAUUGAAAGCUGGUGGUCAUACUUUCGUCGACAAAGGACACAAUUUUGGAUGGAUCUGUUUGGAGAUUUGAGGGAGAGCCAUCUGUUCAGUGGGAGUCAGGAACACACAAGGUUGCUCCGACACUGCUUUCUGGGUGUGCUACAGAAAGACCUGGAUGAAUACAAGCACCAAUGGAACACUCACAUCAUCCGUCCUGUUCGACUGUCUAAGUGCCCUUCUGGAAAACCAGAUGUGAUGUACUACUUACCACACAGAUUCAGUGGGAUGAACUGUGGAUUCACGGUAUCCCCACAAACAUUGAGCCAGCUUGAAAGACAAGUGCCAGGACCAGCAAGCUCAGCUGAGGAUGACCUACAAGACCUAGAAGAACUGCAGCGGCAAAGUGGUCUGACACCACCGAUUGAGUGGAAGUCAGCUGUAGAUUACUACAUCACCCUAAAAGGCAUGGCUGAACUAUAAUCAUCACUUGUGUAAAAAACAAACACAGUGGACGGUCAAAACAUUUUAUUUUCAUCUAUUACCCAUUGGCACACAGAAACACUGGAACAUUUUUAAAUAGGAAUAAAAAAAUACAGAACAAAAAACACUUGUUUAAUACUU
Molecule: messenger RNA, 1592 nt
Organism: Oryzias latipes (Japanese medaka)
Lineage: Eukaryota; Metazoa; Chordata; Actinopteri; Beloniformes; Adrianichthyidae
Source: RefSeq, a predicted model, not a curated record